This is a messenger RNA of Rhagoletis pomonella (apple maggot), 621 nucleotides long. RefSeq names its product proton-associated sugar transporter A-like. The transcript has 2 exons. The record is from RefSeq and is a predicted model, not a curated record. The coding region runs from base 136 to 621 and encodes 161 amino acids. Lineage: Eukaryota; Metazoa; Arthropoda; Insecta; Diptera; Tephritidae. Gene Ontology annotation, cellular component: membrane. Gene Ontology annotation, molecular function: sucrose:proton symporter activity.
AAAAGAUUUCAUUAUAUAAGUAUGUAAAUAUGAUGCUUGCAGAGCUAGCGUGAUGCGAAUUUAGUAGAGAACAUUUUUGAAAAAAAUGUUUUUGUGAAUAAAGUAAAUAAUUUGAUGAUUCCAUCAAUAAUUUAAAUGCCAAUUGGUAUGGAGAAAUUGCAUGAGUACCAAGGAAUUUCUGGGCGCCUACACGAUUGGCGAGAGUCGUGUAAAGAGAGAUUUUCAAAACUUAAAGAAAAUUAUUCGAUAAACAUUUUUGAAAUUGCCAAAAACUCUGCAGACGAUCAACUAAAAGGAAAUGCAAGUGCAUCCCAGGACUAUUCACAUAUAUACCGACAUAAAACCCGAUUAGAAUUAGUAAGGAUAUCUGCAGCCGUGAUGGGAAUCGAGUUUUCGUAUGCAGCGGAAACAGCGUUUGUUUCACCAACUUUAUUGAAAAUCGGCAUUGAGCAUCAACACAUGACGUUGGUUUGGGCAUUAUCACCUUUAAUUGGAUUCUUUGCUUGCCCUUUCUUAGGUUCAAUGAGCGAUCGCUGCAAGCUAAAUUUAGGUCGAAGAAGGCCAUUCAUAGUAUUACUAUCCAUGGGAGUUAUUUUUGGUAAGUCACGAAAAUUAUUUUAA